Halteromyces radiatus is the source of this 1600-nucleotide messenger RNA. Its product is annotated as major facilitator superfamily domain-containing protein. The transcript is spliced from 4 exons. Lineage: Eukaryota; Fungi; Mucoromycota; Mucoromycetes; Mucorales; Cunninghamellaceae. Gene Ontology annotation, molecular function: nitrate transmembrane transporter activity. The record is from RefSeq and is a predicted model, not a curated record. Bases 1 to 1458 code for a protein of 485 amino acids. Gene Ontology annotation, biological process: transmembrane transport.
AUGCAGCUCUUUGCAAAGCAAAUUCUUGUUGAUCAACAUGGCAAAGCUGUCAACUUUAAACUAUAUUCACUCGGAAAACCUCAUAUGAGAAGUCUACACUUGGCUUGGCUUUCUUUUAUGAUUGCUUUUACCGCAUGGUUUUCUAUUCCACCCUUAUUGACCAUUAUUUCAAAAGAACUUAAUAUUGCUCCAGAUAAAACAUAUGAUUCUAAUAUAGCCUCUGUUUCCGUGACAAUUGUGGCACGUCUUGUUGUUGGACCACUAUGUGAACGAUGGGGUCCUCGACGUGUGAUGGCUGGUCUACUUAUUUGUGGUGCAAUUCCUUGUGCCAUGACUGGUUUGGUAAAGGAUGGUACUGGCUUGAUCAUUCUAAGAUGUACUAUUGGUAUUCUUGGAGCUACCUUUGUUCCUUGUCAAUUUUGGACAACUCAAAUGUUUGCCCCUUCGAUUUUGGGGACUGCCAACGCCAUCACUGGAGGAUGGGGAAAUAUGGGUGGUGGUAUUACCUAUCUUUUAAUUCCUGGUAUUUAUAGUGGCCUUCUUCAGCAUAUGACUAGCUCACUUGCUUGGCGUGUUACAUUCAUAUUCCCAGCAGUAUUUUGUAUAACCAUCGCUUUAUUGGACCUUUUUGUUGCCUCUGAUACUCCUCAAGGCGAUUGGCUUGUACUUCGACGACAAAAUCCUGGAUCCCAUACAGACCUUUCAUCUACCAAUACUAGCUCUGGAUCCGAAAAUAUCGAGUUGGAAAAAGGAAUGACCAAUGACAAAGUGACUAUCCAAGAAAAUGAAUCCAUUGCAAGUGUUCAAAAGUCUGAACCAUUAACAGGAGUUCUUUAUUCAUUCGUUCGAACUCUGAUUCGUCCUAGCGUGUUAAUAUUGAUUUGCCAAUAUGCAUGUUCUUUUGGUACAGAACUUGCUAUAGAUAACGUCAUCGGUAGUGUGUUCUUAACUCGCUUCAACUUGGAUACUGUUACUGCAUCUUAUAUUGGCUCCAUCUUCGGUCUUCUCAAUAUAUGUUCUCGUUUUUCAGGUGGUCUUUUCUCAGAUUAUUUGGCUAAAAAAUUCCAUCUACCUGGCCGUAUGCUCGCUCAGUUGAUCCUUAUGUCUUUGGAAGGUGCCUUUUUAAUUGGAUUUAGCUUCGGCUUAGGUUCAAUGCGUGAUUCUAUUGUUUUGAUGGUCUUUUUCAGCUAUUUCGUUCAAUCUGUUUGUGGCUCCACCUAUGCUAUCGUUCCUUUUGUAGAUCCAAUCAACAAUGGAAAAGUCAUCGGUAUUAUAGGUGCUGGUGGAAACUUUGGAGGUCUAGUAUUCAAUCUGAUGUUCAAAUCAUACGCUGGAAAUUUUGAACAAGCUUUCAUUGUUUUGGGAAUCAUUACACUCUCUGUUGGUGUAUGUGGCUGCUCUCUCCUUAAUGUCCAAAACAAAAGAAUUUGGCAUAUCAUUGGCAAGCGCUAUGAAUGAUCUUCUCGACCCAUCUUUACUUCUUUUUUUUUUCUUUCUUUAUUCUAUCUAUAUCCUUUUUAUAUAGCUUGUUUAUAUGUUUUAUAUGUUAUCUUAUUUCAUUAUAUAAUAUUUUUUUUUUAUAUCUAUCAUACCUUAGUGC